Molecule: messenger RNA, 6848 nt
Organism: Thalassophryne amazonica
Lineage: Eukaryota; Metazoa; Chordata; Actinopteri; Batrachoidiformes; Batrachoididae
Product: caskin-2-like
Exons: 22
Coding region: 561-4535 (1324 amino acids)
Molecular function (GO): protein binding
Source: RefSeq, a predicted model, not a curated record
GCGUGACUUUGCGUGUGUCGCUGCUGUGGAACAGAUUUCUAGCACGUCUUAAGGAGCGGACUGUUGUCUGUCAGGAUAAAAGCUUUAUUUCCAAACUCAGUUUACUGUGGGGAUUAACGACGAGUGGAUUUUGUUGGCGGAUAAAGACGAAAAACGACGAUUUCCGUCGACAGUUUUUGGGAUACUUUGCCAGAAGUCUCCAAACUGCUUUCCUGGAGGAAAAAAAAAAUCAGAUCGCCAAGUUUCUUCCAUGUUCCAACAAACAAAAAGUUUCAGAUUCUUUAUGGUUUUUCACAGUCCUGUGGUGGAUUAGCUGAUCUGGUUUUCUUGUCUCUCCUGUUGGCUCCUCGAUGACCCUGGAAGGAAUCCUCACCAGUAAAGCCUGAAAACAAAGCCACCACAGAACAGUUCUUCUGUCUGUGGACUUGGCUCUGGAGCUCUGAGGCCGGUUCUUCAGCUCACUCCGACCUGAGACAGGUGGAUGUCUCGGAGAUUCGACAUGUCGUUCUGAGGAGGACUGUGGAUUUGGUGUGAAGCUUGCUCAGACUCCAGGUGGGAUCAUGGGCAAGGAGCAGGAUCUUCUCCAUGCUGUGAAGACCGGAGACCUGGCAUCCACUCAGAAGCUGCUGUCCAAGCUCAGAACCAGCAGAAACAAGUUGCUGGGAUCCACAAAGAGACUGAAUGUGAACUACCAGGACUCUGAUGGGUUUUCAGCACUGCACCACGCCGCACUGACGGGAACCACGGAGCUGCUGUCAGCACUGCUGGAGGCUCAGGCCACUGUGGACAUCAAGGACAGCAAUGGAAUGCGUCCACUGCAUUAUGCUGCCUGGCAGGGAAAAGCUGACUCGGUUCUGUUGCUGCUUCGCUCAGGCGCAUCGGUCAACAGUGUUUCUCUGGACGGACACAUUCCUCUGCACCUGGCUGCUCAGUAUGGACAUUUUGAGGUGUCGGAGAUGCUGCUGCAACAUCAGUCCAACCCGUGUCUGCUGAACAAGGCCAAGAAGACGCCGCUCGAUCUGGCGUGCGAAUUUGGCCGAGUCAAGGUGGCCCAGCUGCUGCUGAGCAGUAACAUGGUGGUGGCGCUGUUGGAAGGGGAACGAAAGGAGCCCACAGAUUCCGCCUUCACCACUCCUCUGCACCUUGCCGCCCGCAAUGGACAUAAGGACAUCAUUCGGUUGCUGAUGAAGGCAGGCAUCGACAUCAACAAGACCACCAAGUCUGGCACGGCCCUGCAUGAAGCCGCCUUGUACGGAAAAACAGAGGUGGUCCGACUUCUCCUCGACGCUGGAGUGGAUGUGAACAUCCGGAACACCUACAACCAGACGGCGCUGGACAUCGUCAACCAGUUCACCACCUCGCACGCCAGCAAGGACAUCAAGCAGCUGCUCCGAGAUGCGACUGGCGUCCUGCAGGUCCGAGCUUUGAAGGACUAUUGGAACGUCCAUGAUCCCACAGCCCUCAACAUUCGUGCUGGUGAUGUCAUCAUGGUGAUUGAGCAGCACGUAGAUGGCCGUUGGAAAGGUCACAUCCAUGACAGCCAGAGGGGGAUGGACAGGGUGGGCUUCUUUCCUCCCUCCAUUGUGGAGAUGAUCAGCAGACGAUUAGGGGGCACCCUGUCCCGGCACGCCUCUUUGCCUACUCAGCGCCAGCAGCUGCUGUCCAGAGCUCCCCUCUCCUCCAGUGUCAGCUCCACCUCUCACACUGAUGACUCCUACACUCUGUAUGCCCCUCCCACACAUGUGGUGCUGCCACUACCCAACGGUCUCAGUACCAACACAGGUUUGUCUUCUGGCUGCCUGUCUCAGCCUGGGUGUCCCCAGGACAUCUGGGUCCUCAGAGACUUGUGCAAUGCUGGGGACCGAAGUAGCGUUGGCAGUACAGGCAGCGUGGGCAGCACCCGCAGUGCCGGCAGUGGACAGAGCACAGAGAGCAACAACGCUCCAAGUGGACUCCAGCACAACAGCACACACCAUGAUAACACUAACAAGGCAGCGCCCUCUGCUGGUGAUUGUGUUCACUCAGACUCGGGCAAACAGCCUGAUCAGGUGGCAGGCGGAACUCCUCGCAAGCAGACUGUUACUGUCCAGAGGGUGGCAGAGCAGGGCUUCUCCCAGCAGUUUGUCCGGCCUCAGCAGCUGUUAGAGGGGAAGGAUUCAGAGGCCAUCUAUGAUUGGCUGAAUGAGUUCCAGCUGGAACAGUACACUGCAAACUUCCUCAGUGCCGGUUAUGACGUCCCAACCAUCAGCAGGAUGACUCCUGAGGAUCUUACUGCCAUUGGAGUCACUAAACCGGGUCAUCGCAAGAAAAUCUCCAUUGAGAUCAACAACCUGAACAUCCCUGAGUGGCUGCCGGAGUACAUCCCGUCUGAUUUGGGUGAGUGGCUCAAUGCCAUUGGACUCCCGCAGUACCAUAAGAAACUCUGUGAAAAUGGCUAUGACUCCAUUAGUAUUGUCAAAGACUUGACGUGGGAGGAUCUGCAGGAGAUCGGCAUCACCAAGCUGGGCCACCAGAAGAAGCUCAUGUUGGCUGUGAAGAAAUUAUGCGACAUCCAGAGGGCAAUCAUUCAGGCAGAAUCUACCCAAGGCACAUUGCAAAGAAAAGGCCCUGGAGACCUCCACCUCGUAACUAUCGAGCCACCUGAUGCUGGCAGUGAAAGCCCGUCACCUCGCACCCCAAAGAUGUUGACCUUUCAGGACAGUGAGCUUAGUCCAGAGUUGCAGUCUGCCAUAUCAAGCCACUACGGAGGCUGCGAAGAUGGCUUGGCCAUCAAGAAUGCAGUGGGAAUAUCCCAUUAUCAGGAGAGCAUCAGUACCCGAUUAAGAGGGUCAGGGCGCUCUCAGGAUCCUCCCACAGCUGCAAUCAUUCCCAGUGCCUGGUCCCAAGACAAUAUGGAGAGGAAUAUCCCAGAAUGCUGGGAUCAGAAGCCAUUACAUCACCAACCGCUGCCCAAGCAGGUACCUCUGGGUACAGCCACCGUCUUUAAAUACCCGGCUAUCCCAGCAAAGCCCAAACUCCCUAGAUCUCAAGGCUCCUCUCCGCACGGCUCUCCAGCACUGAAAGGCUUCAGCUACCUGCAUUCUCAUUGUGGAUCCACAGACCUGGAGCAGACCUCAAAUGUCCCACCUGAAGAUCACAGUCAUGCUCUGGCACCCCUCGCGAAGCGCUCACAGACCCGGACCCGCUAUGCCCUCUCAGAUGGUGAGCUUGAUGAUGACGAUGAGGAGCCUGCUCUUCCUUCUGGAAGCCUGUCAUCAUAUGCCACUUUGACUCGAAAACCUGGCCGGAGCCAACUUGCGCGAUUACAGUCAAGCCCAGAAAAGAAUACCAAUGUGGGACGGAGUCAGUCCUUUGCCGUUCGUGCCCGGAAAAAAGGUCCCCCACCUCCGCCACCCAAGAGACUGAGCUCAGUAAGUAGCACGACCAGUGGUGAGUUGAGUGACUGCAGCACAACAUCUUCCAGUGGUAGUGUUGUGACUGACAGUCCGGGUAAUGUGAGGAGCAUUGCUGCCUCUCUGGAGGGAAGCUCAGAGGUGAAGAACCAUUUAGGCCCUAAGUUAGACCCCAUCCAGCAACAAUCACCUUUCAUCUCUCUCAAAGUUCAAGAACCCCAUGAUGCCACAGGGGUGAAGAGGAGGGCACAGAGCGAGUUUAUUGUCAUCCAAACCAUCAACCCUGAUCAAGACCAAGGGGUGAGAUCUGAUUCUGAGGAAGAAGAAGCAAAGGGACCAGGGAUAGAAUGCUCUUCCUCCCCUCACAACAGCUCCAGCGAGUGCAUCCCCUUUGCCGAGGAGGGCAACCUGACAAUCAAACAGAGGCCCAAGGUUGCAGGACCACCGAGGGCUGAGACCGUGCUGGAACCCCCAGAGAAACUGGCAGCCAAAAACCUGCAGGUGCCAGAGUUUAACCUGAAGGAGUCAGACACAGUGAAACGCAGGCACAAACCCAAGGAAAAAGAAGCUGGAUCCUCGUCUACCAGAGAGGCAGCUACUGGGUUUGAGACUGGCAACAUCAGACCACUUUCCCAGAACCAGGAGGACAUCACUCUCAGGUUCAAAGAGGGGAGGCCAUCAAGUCCAUCUACAGGAUCCCCCAUUAGACCUCCUCUAUCCCCAAAGCCUGCUAUUGCUCCAAAACCUGUCCGUCACAGCCUGCUGGCAGCACAAGCAGCGGCAGCUUCCCCUCCGGCUCUCACUGUCACUGUGGUCCAAAGCGUGGCCUUUACCUCUCCAUCCUCUCCUGUCCGAGCAUCCUCCCCGGCAGCGCCUCGGAACCCCACACCAACAAAGACACAGGUGUCCAUGAUGACCCCGGGCUCCGUCACAGAGGUGUUGUACGGGGCAGAGGUGGUGCAGCAGAGGCUUGAGCAGACGAGUACGUCGCUAGAAGCAGCUCUGAAGGCUGCGGAGAGAAAACUGAACCUGGAGGAUGAUGAAAGUGGGCCGAGUCAAGUGAAGUCUACAGGGAACAUUCUGGAUGACAUCGGCAACAUGUUCGAUGACCUCGCAGACCAGCUGGACGCCAUGUUAGACUGAAUCAGCCCCGCCCACAUCACUCCUCAUCCUCAGGAAAUUGAAAUGUUUUGCUUCCUCUGAACUGAACACUGAGCACAGUCAGAGGAGGCGGAGCUAAUGAUGGAAUAGUCGCCAUUUAGUCAUUCUUUUUUUUUUCACGAACACCAGCACUGAAGCUUCCCAAAGAAAACAAAUUAAGUUUUUGUUUGUUUUAAAUGAUGAAUUUCUUUCAAUAGCAAUAAGACAUUGAUUAUAAAAAUGGUAAGAAAUCAAACCAAUAAUUUGUUCAACAUCAGUAUUUUCAGCGAUUCAAAUCAUCAAGUAAUCUUGCACUGAAGUCAUUCAAUUCUGUGAAAAAACAACAACAAAAAAAUGCAAUAACAAUUUAAAAAAAUUCCAGAAAAGUCUAGGUUUUACCAAAGUUAAUGCCAUAUCAAAAAUAUAAUUUCAAUUUAACAAUUUUUUAAUAAAAAGGUGUUUAAUGCAAUAGUUUGUUUAUAAUAUAGUUUUGUAAUUAACAUACUAAAUUAUUAUAUUUUAACAAACAUUUUAACAGCAUUUCAAUUCUAUUGACCAAGUUAUCACAUUAAAAAAAGGUUCUAUAAUCUAUAAUUAUACAUCUCAUUUUUAAGUUGUAGUCUGGGUAAUGACAACUUCAAAACAGCAAAUCAUUUUAUGAAGUAAUUGUUUCACUUAGUUUCCAGUGAACCUAUUUCUGAAGCACAUCUUUCAGUAACUGUUUUGAGUGCUUCGUUAUAAUGAACCAUUUUCUGAAACUGUUUCACUUAUUGUUUUGUGUGUUUUGACACAAUGAAUGAUUUAGAUCUGAACCAUUGUAUGAAGCAAUCGGUUCAUUUGGUCCAUUGUUUAAAAAAAAAGCUUUGCUUCUGCGAUCAAUGUGCAUGUAAUAGUUUUGUAACAUACAGUGGAGCUAGCAGGUGUCUCUGACUGAACGUCUCAUUUGCGACCUGCAAAACAAAUUGUAUUCGUGCCAGAAGACAUGAAUACAGUGGGCUGGGUUAGACGUGUGGUGAUGUCAUCACUUUACAGCUGCUGUUUUCAGUGUGACGCUAAUUAUCAUCAACAAAACCGGUGAUGUCAUAUUGGCUAAAAAUAUUACAACACGCUCAGAUAGCACAUUCAGCUACAAGCUAACGUGUUUCACAGCAACAGAGGUAAGCUAACUGUGCUGCCAACAGUUGUCAUUGAGUUACUGUAUUUGAACUUUGCAACAGUUUUCAGGCAGAAUUUUGCUGCUUCCAUCGACAUGUCUUUUACCAACAUCCGCCACUAAGUUGUCUUUGUGGAAGUUCUGACAGGACACUGCAUGAUUUACAAAAACAUUUCUAUUUUUAAAAAAACUCAUCAUCUACUGUUAGCUUCCACGCUGUCACAAGUCAGCAGGAUGAUGAAUGUUUGUGUUUAUCAGCCUGUCGGAAUGUCAGAGGUCACUUUUUCCUUUGCGCUGUCAAACCUCUGAACUGCCGAUCAAUCUCAGUCAGCUGAAAAUAAUUUUAUUCCAACAGGUUGCAGCCAAAACACUAGCGUGAUUGUUGUCAUGGCAACUGCAUUUUCCCACAUAAAUCCCAAAUGUGACGGUAGACGUAGAUUUUAUUUUUUUGUAUACGCAGAGCUUUUCUCCAGAGGGGCUAAACCAUAGCGUGGGGCGGUGCUGAGCACCGACAACAGGUUCAGCUUCAGUGUCUUGCUCAAGGACACUUCAACACACAGAUGAGAGGAUUCAGUUAAUAAGUGAGAUUUUAAUAUUUACACUUUUUCAUUAUUAUUUAUCAAUGCAGAACCAAGUGAACUAACAUAACUGUGCACUCAUGUUUUAUUAAAAAAGAAAAGACUCUUGUUUUUCAUAGAGUCCAAUAUUUAGGGCAGCGUAGUGUCCGAGUGGUUUCUCCAAUGUGAUGUGGAGUUAAGCCUGGAAGGGUGUCUAGCGUAAAACUUGUGCCAAAUCAUCAUGCAGGUCUGAGAUGGAUCUGCUGUGGUGACCCCAAAUGGAAAAAAGGGAAAAGCUAAAGAGUUCAACAUUUCAUAUCAGCAAUGUAUUAAUAAACAAAUAUAACAUGAAGCAGGUUGCCUGAAAGAAUGCUUGAGCAGCGGUUCAAUUAUUAAUUUUGUUUUAGUGUUUGGCCAAUUUACAGAUUUUAACUUUUGAAUAUUAAAAAAACAAAAACAUUUCAAGUCAGGUUAAACAUUUUGUAUUUUACAUAUUUCUGCUUCUCUGAAUUCCUGUAUAAAAUGUGUAAAAGUGCAAGAUAAUGUUCAUAAGAAACAAAGCAUGUUGACUCAUAUACUAUUUUUUUAUAUUAAUUCUAGCCAAAA